Messenger RNA from Chrysochloris asiatica (Cape golden mole), 1403 nucleotides. RefSeq names its product SPRY domain containing 3 (gene SPRYD3). Gene Ontology annotation, molecular function: protein binding. The record is from RefSeq and is a predicted model, not a curated record. NCBI's taxonomy places the organism in Eukaryota, Metazoa, Chordata, Mammalia, Afrosoricida, Chrysochloridae. The transcript has 11 exons. Bases 81 to 1403 code for a protein of 440 amino acids.
GAGCGUAGGAAGGGCGGGGACCCGGAUGUGUGUGGUGGCGGCCGCCGAAGAGCUAGUGAGCGGAGCUGAGAGGCCUAUGGAUGAGGAGGACUCGGAGGCCCCGGUUUGUUCUCAUGAACAAGAUGGAUGACCUCAACCUGCACUACCGGUUUCUGAAUUGGCGCCGGCGGAUCCGGGAGAUUCGAGAAGUCCGGGCUUUCCGAUAUCAGGAGAGGUUCAAGCACAUCCUUGUAGAUGGAGACACUUUGAGUUACCAUGGAAACUCUGGGGAAGUUGGCUGUUAUGUGGCUUCUCGACCCUUGACCAAGGACAGCAAUUAUUUUGAGGUGUCUAUUGUGGACAGUGGGGUUCGGGGCACCAUUGCUGUGGGGCUGGUCCCUCAGUACUACAGCUUGGAUCACCAGCCGGGCUGGUUGCCUGACUCUGUAGCCUACCACGCUGAUGAUGGCAAGUUGUACAAUGGUCGAGCCAAGGGCCGUCAGUUUGGGUCAAAGUGUAAUUCCGGGGACCGCAUUGGCUGUGGCAUUGAGCCUGUGUCCUUUGAUGUGCAGACUGCUCAGAUUUUCUUCACCAAAAAUGGGAAGCGGGUGGGCUCCACCAUCAUGCCCAUGUCCCCGGAUGGGCUGUUCCCCGCAGUGGGCAUGCAUUCCUUGGGUGAGGAGGUGCGACUGCACCUCAAUGCAGAGCUGGGCCGCGAAGAUGACAGUGUCAUGAUGGUGGACAGUUAUGAAGACGAGUGGGGCCGGCUGCAUGACGUCAGAGUCUGCGGGACUCUGCUGGAGUACUUGGGCAAGGGAAAGAGCAUCGUUGAUGUGGGGCUGGCCCAGGCGCGGCACCCACUGAGCACCCGCAGCCACUACUUCGAGGUGGAGAUUGUGGACCCUGGAGAGAAAUGCUACAUCGCCUUGGGGCUGGCCCGGAAGGAUUAUCCCAAGAACAGGCAUCCUGGGUGGAGCAGAGGGUCCGUGGCCUAUCAUGCUGAUGACGGCAAGAUCUUCCACGGCAGUGGUGUCGGGGACCCCUUUGGGCCCCGUUGUUACAAAGGGGACAUUAUGGGCUGUGGAAUCAUGUUCCCCCGAGACUACAUUCUGGACAGUGAGGGUGACAGUGAUGACAGUUGUGACACGGUGAUCCUGUCCCCAACGGCUCGGGCUGUCCGGAACGUUCGGAAUGUCAUGUACUUACAUCAAGAGGGAGAAGAGGAAGAGGAGGAAGAGGAAGAAGAUGGGGAAGAGAUGGAGCAGGAGCAUGAGGGCAAGAAGGUGGUGGUUUUCUUCACCCGGAAUGGCAAGAUCAUUGGGAAGAAAGAUGCUGUUGUACCUUCCGGGGGUUUCUUCCCCACCAUUGGAAUGCUGAGCUGUGGGGAGAAAGUCAAAGUCGAUCUGCACCCCUUGAGUGGCUAG